Messenger RNA from Helianthus annuus (common sunflower), 1073 nucleotides. RefSeq names its product F-box protein At1g55000. The coding region runs from base 148 to 822 and encodes 224 amino acids. The record is from RefSeq and is a predicted model, not a curated record. NCBI's taxonomy places the organism in Eukaryota, Viridiplantae, Streptophyta, Magnoliopsida, Asterales, Asteraceae. Gene Ontology annotation, molecular function: protein binding. The transcript has 3 exons.
GAGGAAAAUAGGUGGUUUUGUGAAUUUCAAAAGGUAAAUUGGGUAUCCACGUAUCUUGAAAUCGGAUGCUGCGGCGAAGAAGAAGAAGAUAGCCUCCACCAGCCACUCCAACAACAAACCCAAACCCAAACCCUUUCUUGUUCGGAUAUGACGACGACGAAUUCCAAUUUCGAGGCGUUAAUCUGUAAAGAUAUCCUGCGUACCAUCUUCGAGAAGCUUCCGGUGGCAGACCUAGCACGUUCCGCUUGUGUAUGCACCCUCUGGAGCUCUGUGGCUUCUGACAGGGAGAUUCACGCUAGGGCUUUCAUGGCCCCCUGGAAACUCAAGCGCUUGAUUGGGAAUCCUACCUCUCCUACCUUCUGGAGAGAUAACAACACUCUUACCCGUUUCGCUAUUUCUCACCCAUUGGCCCGCGCUGAUACUCUUGCUAGCCUCGCCCUCAACUACUCCGUUCAGGUUACUGACAUAAAACGCCUCAACAACAUGAUGAGUGACCACGGGAUACAUUCAAGGGACAGGUUACUAAUUCCUGUAAACACCCCCGACAUUCUCAUCGACGCCACAUGCUAUGUAGAAUUGGAUGCGCAUGCUAAAAGGGAGGUUGCUGUAUUGUAUCUGAAUGGUUCCCCUGAUAAAAUGCCAGCUAAUGUGUUGCCAUCUGAACGUGGAAAAAGAAGGGUAAUCGAAUCCUUAAGGAGAAGCAUGCAUGUCGAUGAUGCUACUGCACAGUACUACUUAUCUGUAUCGGAUGGUGAUCCCCGAGGCGCUUUAUUGGAGUUUUCGAAAGAUGUUAACUGGGAGAGGCAGAUGCGGUUGACGUAACAUGGUUACAAAGUUCACCUUUUAAGCUACAUAUAUUCGGGACUCUAAAGCUGUAAGUUUUGUCUUCAAUGCUGGUGCAUAAUAAGAUUUCUCUCAUUUACUCUGAAUGUAAAUCUAAAUGGAAGAAACAUAAAUGCUUUAUAUCCUUGUUAUUCUUGUGAUAUGAUAUAAACAUUGUGUGUAUUGUUAAAUGUAAUGCUUAUUGUACCGAUUGGUCUUAAGUAUCUUAAUGAUAUCUUAUCUUAGAAACU